CGGGCAUGGCAUAUUGUUACCAGUAUUUGGGAGAGAAGAUGGUAUAUAAGGGCAAUAAUGCCUUGCGUCUUCGUGGACAGCUAUUUACUAGUAGUAUUCACCAAGCAAUCCAAUCUAGGACCAAUAGCGAGACAAGACUCAAUAUGGCCUCUAACCCAAUCGUUUUAAUCACCGGUGCCAAUACUGGCCUCGGACUCGAAAUAGUCAAGGACUUCUUCCGCUCGCCUAAAGCAUACACCAUACUUCUCGGGGGUAGGAGCCUCGACAAAGCCAACGCCGCCGCUAAAGAAGUGCAGGCGGAAUUUUCCGAGAGCUGCAGCGUUGUCAAAACGGUCCGAAUCGAUCUUGAAGAAGACGACUCGAUCUCUAAAGCAUUCGAAUAUGUUGCCAACGAAUAUGGUCGAGUGGAUGUCUUGAUCAACAACGCAGGGGCAUUGUUUGACCCUCAAUUAUCCGCCGGAAGUCUGACAAUGCGAGAGGCGUGGAACAAGUCAUGGAAUGUCAAUACCACGGGGCCACAGAUCCUUACUCACACUUUCGUGCCUCUUCUCUUGAAAUCGACAGAUCCGAGACUCAUCUUUGUUACGAGUGAGACGUCUGCACUUGCUGAGACCGAGGAUGCCUUGUACAGCUACGACCAGUCCCCCCCGAUGGGUUGGCCCAAGAAAGAAUUUUCUUAUACAGCAUACAGAUCUAGUAAGACCGGCUUAAACAUGAUGAUGCGUGAGUGGGUUCGGAUUUUGCGAGAAGAUGGUGUUAAGGUCUGGGGUAUCUCGCCAGGAUUCCUAGCAACUAAUAUAGGCGGUGAUAGCGAGAGGUACAAAAAGCUGGGCGCAUUGGAUCCGAUCAUCGGGGCUGAGUUCAUACGGGGUGUGGUUGAAGGUGCUCGCGAUGAAGACACUGGGAAAGUCAUUCGUCGAGACAGGGUUCAAGUUUGGUAGCUGUAUUUAGCCACAAAGCUGACAAGUCGGGUGCGAUUAGACGUAUACGUGUAUUUUAGACGGACAAUUGAGAGUCGAAAACGG
This is a messenger RNA of Aspergillus alliaceus, 1025 nucleotides long. RefSeq lists its product as uncharacterized. NCBI's taxonomy places the organism in Eukaryota, Fungi, Ascomycota, Eurotiomycetes, Eurotiales, Aspergillaceae. Bases 6 to 941 code for a protein of 311 amino acids. The record is from RefSeq and is a predicted model, not a curated record. The transcript is spliced from 2 exons.